AUGACCUCCUCCUCCGCCGCCUCCUCCUCCCACCUCCAUAUUACCAUCACCAACAACGCCUCCUCCACCAUCACCACCAACACCAACAAUAACACCAAGUCGCACCACUCCAGCAGCGUCUCCCCUCGCAGCGGCAGCGGCGGCUCCGGCUCCGGCGGUGGGGGUGGGGGUGGGGGUGGCACGACCAACCAGGCCUGCGCGGCGUGCAAGUACCAGCGGCGCAAGUGCAACCCCGACUGCCCCCUCGCGCCCUACUUCCCCGCCGACCAGCAGCGCCGGUUCCUCAACGCGCACCGCCUCUUCGGCGUCAGCAACAUCCUCAAGACGCUGCGCCGGCUCAAGCCGGAGCUGUGCGACUCGGCCAUGCAGACGCUCAUCUACCAGGCGGAGAUGCGCGCCAUGGACCCCGUCGGCGGCUGCUGCCGCAUGAUCAUCGACCUCGAGCACACCAGCGAGCUCCUCUCGGCCGAGCUCGCCGCCCUGCAACAGCACCUCGACAUGUGCCGCCAGGCCGCCGCGUCCGGCGUGGCCGGCGGGGACGUCAUGGACGGCCCGUGCGCUGACCUGGAGGUCACCUCCUCGAACCACCAGCAGGAGCAGCUGCUCCUCCACGCCGACCAAGAUCAUCAUCAGGCGCUCUACGUCGGCCAAGAAGGCGCCGACCCCGUGAUACAGAACGGCGCCGAUCACGACGACAGCCGGCAACCGCAGUAUCACGGCGGACAGCAGCAGCAGCAACAGCAGCUGUACGACUAUUUCUACUACGAGGCAACCGGUGCCGGCAGCGAUGAGGCCGGGAGAAAGCCCAGUGGCAGCGGCGUCGACAUUAACGUCGACGUCAUGCAGCAUUUCGAUUACGACUCCAGCUGCGAGGUUGAUGAUCAUCACAAGGUGGAUCAACUGGAGCCGAUGAUCUCGUCCAGCCUCGACGAGCACUACCAGAUCGGACAGAAGGAGUACGAGAUGAAGGUGGCGUCGUUCGUCGAUGUGUUGGACGUCAGGCCGGAGCUGCAGGCGGUGGACGGGAACGCGGACAUCGGCGUCAAGGAGGAGCUUCAGGAGGAGGAUCCCAAGAAUAACGACGACAUCGCACUACGUAAAGCAGCACACAUGGCGGCUGAGUCAUCACAUUGCAGGCUAGGGUUAGGCUUUUAAGUACAUCUCUCUAAUGCGGCAUCAACCCAUUCAUGUUUGCUUAACUUGUUUUGAUAGAGAGAGAGAGAGAGGCUGUAGAAAGUAUAAUAUUGUUCUUUCUUUUUUCAAAUGAGUCGCGGCUCUAUAGUCUAUAUUAAUCAACACCAGUA
Triticum dicoccoides is the source of this 1304-nucleotide messenger RNA. RefSeq lists its product as uncharacterized. The record is from RefSeq and is a predicted model, not a curated record. The transcript has a single exon. The coding region runs from base 1 to 1155 and encodes 384 amino acids. Lineage: Eukaryota; Viridiplantae; Streptophyta; Magnoliopsida; Poales; Poaceae.